Molecule: messenger RNA, 10951 nt
Organism: Acinonyx jubatus (cheetah)
Lineage: Eukaryota; Metazoa; Chordata; Mammalia; Carnivora; Felidae
Gene: RHBDL3
Product: rhomboid like 3
Exons: 8
Coding region: 775-1971 (398 amino acids)
Cellular component (GO): membrane
Molecular function (GO): calcium ion binding; serine-type endopeptidase activity
Source: RefSeq, a predicted model, not a curated record
GCUCCCGCAGGGCUGUUCUCUGAGAGCUCAGCCCAGCCGUCCCUUAGGCCAGUCCUUGAUUCUUCAGCCUCUCCCUGGUGACACCCCCCUCACCCCUUGGGCUGUGGCCUGGGUCCCGCAGAUUUCUAACCGCUGGGGGCCUCCAGACAAAGUGUCAGUUGACUUGAGGGCCUUUGCCACUCAAGUGAUGGAGGUGACAGGCUGGUUCGGAACCAUGGACAGAGGGUCAGGUUCCACAAAAGGAAGAAAUUACUACUCUGUAGUGGACUCAUGCGUUUUUCCCAAAGGGUGUCUCAUGGAGUGUUGGUGUGAAAAAUAUGAUGCUCAAAGGUCCAGUAAGUUUGGGAAAUGCUGGGCUGAGCAAAAUCAGGUCUCUUCACUGUGAGCCCUUAGUAUGCUUUUAUGCAUCAGGCCCUUCCAAAAGCGUUUCCCAAACUUACGGGACCUUAUUUUAGGCACCAUCUUGGGCCUGAUGUUCACACAACCCCGAGCCAGAGGCUAUAUUUCGCAUGCAGGACGGCACAGAGAGACAAGGAAGGGCAAGGCUAGAGCAGGUUCCCAUGGAGGAGCCCAGAACUGUUCCUGUCUUGACCACUAAAUCGCUCUGUAACCUUGGGCUACUUUCUUUUGCUCUCCGCACCUGUGUUUCCCUGUCCAGGAAAUGCGGUGUGGUGCCUGGCACGUAGUCGAUCCUUGGUAAAUAUUUGUUAAAUGGACCAAGGAGAGGAUUAGACUGGACUCUCUCACGCUUUUUUUUUUAGCUACACUGUCCUAAUGAUGGGAGAGUGCAGGCUCUGGGCCCCUUCGCCCGGACGUGAAUCCAUCUGCACCAACGAUGGGCUGUUCAAACUUGGCCAACUCAGCUCUCCACCUGCUUCAUUUUUCUCCCCUUUUGACCCUGGGAACACAGGCUACAUCAGCACAGGCAAGUUCCGGAGCCUCCUGGAGAGCCACAGCUCCAAGCUGGACCCGCACAAACGGGAGGUGCUCCUGGCUCUCGCCGACAGCCAGGCGGAUGGGCAGAUCGGCUACCAGGAUUUUGUCAACCUGAUGAGCAACAAGCGGUCCAACAGCUUCCGUCAGGCCAUCCUGCAGGGCAACCGCCGACUCUGCAGCAAGGCCCUGCUGGAGGAGAAAGGGCUGAACCUCUCCCAGCGGCUCAUCCGCCACGUGGCCUACGAGACCCUGCCCCGGGAGAUUGACCGGAAGUGGUACUACGACAGCUACACCUGCUGCCCCCCGCCCUGGUUCAUGAUCACGGUCACGCUGCUGGAGGUUGCCUUUUUCCUCUACAACGGAGUGUCGCUGGGUCAAUUCGUGCUGCAGGUAACCCAUCCGCGAUACCUGAAGAACUCGCUGGUUUACCACCCACAGCUCCGCGCGCAGGCAUGGCGUUACCUGACGUACAUCUUCAUGCACGCGGGGAUAGAACACCUGGGACUCAACGUGGUGCUGCAGCUCCUGGUAGGGGUGCCCUUGGAGAUGGUGCACGGAGCAACCCGCAUUGGGCUUGUCUACGUGGCUGGCGUUGUGGCAGGGUCCUUGGCGGUGUCUGUGGCUGACAUGACUGCACCAGUUGUGGGCUCCUCUGGAGGGGUGUAUGCACUCGUCUCUGCCCAUCUGGCCAACAUCGUGAUGAACUGGUCAGGCAUGAAGUGUCAGUUCAAGCUGCUGCGGAUGGCUGUGGCCUUGAUCUGUAUGAGCAUGGAGUUUGGGCGGGCUGUGUGGCUCCGGUUCCACCCAUCAGCCUAUCCCCCGUGCCCUCACCCCAGCUUUGUGGCGCACUUGGGCGGCGUGGCCGUGGGCAUCACUCUGGGCGUGGUGGUCCUGAGGAACUACGAGCAGAGGCUGCAGGACCAGUCGCUGUGGUGGAUUUUUGUGGCCAUGUACACAGUCUUCGUGCUGUUUGCUGUCUUCUGGAACAUCUUCGCCUACACCCUGCUGGACUUAAAGCUGCCACCGCCUCCUUAGGAGACUGGGGGACCGAGGUCAGGGAGGGGAGGGAGAGGCAGCAGCAGGAAGGAACAUGUACAUUCUUGUUCUCAGCGCCAGCUCCGCCACGCUGAGGAGGAGAGGACAAGAUGCUCGGCCGCUGUGAUGUUUGCGUUCAGGUUUGGACAAUGGAGCCUCUUUUCUGAAAGGUGCCUGCUGGAUGAGUUGGAUGUGGUUACCAUUGUUUUUCUACGCUGUUCUGAGGACAUCGGGCCAAGGCGAAGGCCUGGGGUGCCCUUCCCUUGGGCUGAGCCUGUUCCGUGUGUUUAGGGGACCCCUCUCAUCACAGAUUGGGCUUUCCUUCCCCCUCGUCCACACACUGAGAUGUCAGGAAGGCCCGAGAAUAGAGUAGCCAGGCGGACUCUUGUCCAGCCCAGCCCAGAGGUGCAGUCGCAAGCCAGGAAAUGUUCCCUCUGCAGCUACUAGGUUUGGAGCUCUGGAGUGGAAGAGGGCCAGGUGGUGGACAUGUUAGUUUGAGUCUAGAGGAGCCCAGGGUCCCCGCUGUUGGUGGGCACUGGGACAUGGCCUCUGGUGCCUGGGGUAGGCGGAGGAGGGAGAUGCUGUAAGUCCAGGCCUCGCUCCUGCCCUGGAGGUGUCAGUGAGCGAAACCCAAGAGGAGGGAAUAAACUUCAUCCCAAGCCCCACCCUAGGGAAGACCCCAUACCAACUUUGGCCUUCUCCCUCCCUGUCUUCCAGAAUGCUGACAUCUCACAUCAGUGCCCCAGCGCCCCGUGGCCUGCCUUGUUUUUAGAGCCUUUUCCUUCCUUUCCUGACCCUACAUUGUGCCUCUCCUUUGUUCAUGGGGACGUGUGUGAGUGUGUGCAUUGUAUGUGUGUGGUGGAUGAGGACGCCUGUGUGAUGGUAGGAGAUGCCACGGAAAGAACGUGAGGGGAGUUGGAGGCUGCGGAGGAAGGCUGUGGGGGGAGUGUGGGUGUGCGGAAGGGUCUGCGUGAAAGGAAAGAAAGCACUGAGAGGUGGGAGGGUGUGACUGCCGAGGAUCUUGCUUUCAGCAAAGCUAGCCCCUUCCUUCCCGUUCCUCAUCCUUUCCAGGCAUCUCCCUGAGCACCACUGAUCAGUGGGAGACUUGUCCAUGGCGGAGGGAGCCCUUGGGCCCUCCCAAGGACCCUCAGGACGCCGUGGUUUGCCUUUGCCCAAUUCCGUUCUUGUUUUCCUCUGGAAUGACCUUCACGUGUAAAAACGUUCUGUUCUCUUUCCCUUAGGAGGGCAGGAGCUAUGGGGGUGUAAGGCCGGGGCAGGAAUGUUGAAGCCAUGUGUCCAUCUGAGUAGGGGGGACAGGAGGCUGCAGUCAAAGGAAUUCCAAUUUAGGCAGAAAACUGCUUCUAGAGAAUUGUUGGGGAUUCGGAUGAGGGUCCGAGGUGAGGGCAGCCCAUAGACUCAGAUACUCAGAGCCUGGAGGGAACUUGGCAGGCUCAUCCCUUCCUCUGCCGCACAAGUGGGAAAGCGAGGCUCAGGGAAUGACUCCCAGGCAGGAGCGAGUGCAGGCCCUGAGCAGAGGGGAAGGGGAAGAAGGCCUUUGACAAAACCUGUGAUUCCCUUUAUACUGCUCGCGGAACUCCCAACCACUGACAACCCAGAAAGACGAAGAACUCCCGUCUGGGAAGCAGAGGGACUGGGUCCGCGCAGGGACGAGGGCAGGAGCUUGGUCCAAAGUCAGCUGGGCCAGGCAGUUGGGGAUCUUGGGCCACUGUGGCUUCCUGUCCUCCGUGAUCACACAUGAAUGAGCAGGGUCUUCAUUCAGCCCCAGGCUAUGCCAACCGCUCCCCACCCCGUCUUUGCCCAGUGCUGAAUACAUCAUCCCGGUCCCCACAUGUGGCUGCCGAGGUCAUGCCGCACUCAGGCUGACACAGUACUGAGGACUGCCCACCCGAGCUGGCGUGGGCCCAGAUCCGUGGCGGGGCUGCAUUUCCCUCGGGCGUCUUGUCUGUGUCCUGACAGCCUGUGUCUGCCCUCUAGAGAGAAGGGGUGUAGUCAGCUUCCUAGGAGGAGACCACGUUGGGACUGGGGGCCGAGAGGACUUGAGUGAGGAUGGAGAGGGCGGCCCUGGCCAUGGGCCACAGCCCCUCAACUGGAGCAGUGCUGUCCCUCACUGGAGGAGCGGGGAGGCAGGGCUUCCCUGCAGGCACCCGGGUGCUCUGGGUUGUGGGUGGAGGGAGCGGUCACCCCUGCCUUCUCCGGGUGUGGCCUGGAGAGGGUCUUCCCCUCUCAGGGGCGAGAAGACUGUGAAUAGAAGGCUCUAGCAAGCCCUCAGAGAAGCACCCAGGUCCCUCAGGUCUCCAGACGGGAGCUUGUUCCCGAGAAGGGCUGUCUGAGGCGGAAGUCCCAUUUGCCGUCCUGUCUGAGACGCACGAAGGGAGCCUCACCUGACUUUAGGCCGCCAGCCGCAGCUGUUCCCUGUCAGCAGUGUCCAAAAGUGACCCCGAAGCUCGUCAGUCUGCUUAACACCCCCCUCUCCACCCUUGCCCAACCAUCAGCUCCAAGCAGGGCCACCCAGUGGUGUCAGCAGUCACUCCACACAACCCAGGUCUCCAAACCAGGGCCAGAGACAAUCGUCUGGUAAGAAAGGUUUCCUUUUUGGUGUCUGGCUUUCUCACCCUCCCCUCCCCCCCCCCCACCACACCCCCAGGGCCUGGCCAGCAGCACAUCCCCAUCAUCCCUCCUUCCCGGUCCAGCACAGCCCCUGGCCCAGUGUGGAGGGCAGUGUGCUAUGGGGCCGGGGAGGGUGGCUGGUCUUGCAUCCAUAGGAUACAGAAAUUGAAAGCCGGGGAUCCCCCAAACAGCAGCCAUAGAUUUGCCCGCUCAUUAAACAGAAGAGGAAUCACAGAAACUAGGGAAGGGAAAACAAAUCUUCAAAGGAGAAAUUUUGCUUUAAUGCCACCAUUAAUCAUUCAUUUUUUUAAUUAGGAAAAGCUCCCUAAAGAGGCAUUUUUGCCAGCUAAUAGGACUCUCCAUUUCCACGAGGACCGUUCCUACCCAGAGGAUUAGGAGAGUCAUUGCUCACAAACCCAGAUCUUCCCCCACAGUGUCCAAUUUCGCUUGCAAAUAAUGCAGAUUCCCAGGUGCAGCGGAAGCCAUCUCCUGGCUGCCUUCAUGUUGCUCCUGGGGCUGGCCGGAAAGCACCGACACUCCUCUGCCUUAAAAACCGUGAAUUCCACCCCCAAGGACUUGAGUAAGUGGAAAACAAAAGGAAACACAAGCUGCAAUGUUUGUUUCUAAAUAUUUUUGUAUUGUGUACAUUCUGUAUAUUUUUGUCGUAACAUAUUAUUCGAGCACAGAUUCCAUUAAAGAUUUUUUUUUUUUUUAAGCCAUCGGUUAUUCAGGAAGUGGCAUAAAGGGCUGGCGUGGGAGCCCUGUUUCAUCUUUGGAGGUGGGAGGUGGGUGGGAGGACAGCAGCGGUGCUGGGCCUGUGAUGUGCACAAGACAGAGCUGGGACUCGGCGCUUGGUGCUGCUGCUGGUGCUUCCAGUCUGGUGGAACCGUUUUUGAAUUGCUGAACUCUUUGGAAUGGUUGAUGAGAGCUAGGUUUUCUCUUGCCCUAACAAUGCGCAGGUAGACAGUUUUGUGUACAAUGUGGAAGGGGGAGGUGGUCUGCAAAUAAGGAAACUCACUCAGCUUCAGGUCAAGAGCUUUUGUGCCAGCUGUGCUCGUGGGGGUCCCUUCUUCCCCUUCUACCCUUACACGGUGGGAGAUUAAUGUUUUGACUACUGUUAUUGUCGUAAUCUUUGAAAUACCUAGGUACUUCGUUCUUUACCCCAAUAGCCUAGUCUGUAGGUCUUUCUAGGGGUAGUCAACAUUCUGAUCUGGAGGAAGGGAUAGGGAACGUUCUCAGGGUGAAAGGACAUGGUUCACGUACAGAAGGGGAAAACAAGAAGGGCGUAAGCGUGAAGGUCCAGUGCUUGGUAGGUUUAACAACCAAAUGGGCUUUGAAUGGAUGAAGUCUGAGGAAGUGAGUUGUUUACUCCAGCUUUUCUAAACCGAUGACAGCGUAUGUGGUUUUGCAAUUCAUAACCGUUAAAUUUCAUUCGGGGAUUAAACUACUCUGUUAAAUUCAGCACGGGAGUCGUUUCCCAUAAUGUUCUUUCACAUCAGUUUCCUGUAUGUUAUUAAAAGAAAAAAAAACAUUAAAAAAUUUUUUUAAUGUUUAUUUUAUUUUUGAGAGAGAGAGAAAGAGAGAGACGGAGCAUGAGUGGGGGAGGGACAUAGAGAGAGGGGGACACAGGAUCCAAAGCAGGCUCCGGGCUCUGAGCUGUCAGCACAGAGCCUGACGCAGGGCUUGAACUCAUGAACCAUGACAUCAUGACCUGAGCAGAAGUUGGACACUGAACCGACUGAGCCACCUAGGUGCCCCCCCCCCAACCACAUUUUUAAAUGCUGCAAAAGUCAUUCUAGAACAACUUGAGUACAGCUCAGGCUGAAGGUCAAAAAACUCAUUUCUCUUUCAAGUGUGGAUAACUAACUUCCCUAGAGGGAAAAUCAGGACCCUGUCUGAGCACCCGUGCACCCCCUGUACCCCAUCAGUUCCAGGCUCCAAUACCUGAGGCACUGACAGACAAGCUCCCUGAAUAGCCAAAAGCUGUUUAGAUGGCUUUGCCUUUAGCUCCCUAUCACUUCCCCCUUCGCUUUUCUGGUUCCUCCCUUCUACCAGAUUCUCAUUCUUCCCAUAACUUUGUAAGACAUUAACCAGUGAUAAGGUAAUUAUGAAGACAAUUUACUGGUUACUUAGUAUGUGCUGGGCACUGGAUGAGGCAUUUUCAAUGUAUUAUUUUCAUUUAAUUGCAUAGCUACUUGUGUGAAGUGAGUACAAAUAUGCCCAUAUUUACACAUGAGGGGAAGGCUUAGAGUUUAGUGACUGGCAGGUGCUUUAUGGCAUAGAGGCUUCAUACUAUGGUUCCAAAGUUCAUGCUCUCAACCCUCAGCUGUUCAUCGGGUGUUCAAGGACACUGAAGUGUCAGGGAGUUUGUUUAAAGAUCCAGUCUCAUUGCAUUAGUAACAGUAAUGAACCUUGGAAUGUUUGUUCGGUGUUCACUUAAUAGGAUCUCUUUAUCAGCCCUCCUGGAAGUGGUUUACACGAAAAUCCACAGCUAUGAAUUCAUUACUGCUCCCUAAUCACCCCUGACCCCCAGGAUCUAGCAUCGAUGCCAACUCAGAAUGAUACGAAGUCUGUGACCCAUUUGGGAAGGCUAGCAGUUGUAGGACUGGGGCUGCCCUCCUAGACCUCCAAGUAGAGAGACCGUCAAUGUCAGGGGUGGGUCUCCACUACUGAGAAGAUGCAUGGUUAGGAAAACGUGGUCCUAACUGAAUCUUAGCUCCCAGAUGCCUGCAGGCUUUCCUUGCAUCCGGUAUACGUGCGCCUCCGGUAAAGGCCAUGCGUUCUGUCACGUUAGUAAUGAGUGAGAGUGAGGGGAAGUGACCUGCAUUAUUGGGUCCUACAGCUGUAUUUCCUCGGACAGUGAGUAAAACACCGCGAUGGAGACUGCCCUUACACUGCCUGAUGCCUCCUGCGAGGUGCAGAAAGGUGUAUGCCGGCAGGUGGUGUGAUUUUCUUCAACAGGUUCCUUAGCGUAACAGGUGUAAUUUCCCCAUAAACUUGUUGCGGAUGAAUAAAAAUGUCAGCGUUGAGAAUGGAGAUAGUUAAAUAAAAAUGACUCUGUCGGUGAGAAGCUAAGUCAGUUUAUUAUUAUUAUUACAAAUCUAAUUAUAGGUAAACUGAGGCCAUUUUUGAUACAUGACAAACAUACAUUUCCUCUGUGUGUCGAGCACACAAGUAAUACAUAAAUGUAUUCCGUGCCUGGACAAAUCCUGUUUAAAAACUUUAAAAGUUAAUUCAUUAGCUUAUUAAAAUUUGAGUACAGUACAUGUUUCUGGUCAUGAGCUCUCUGAGUUUCUUCUCAUGGCCAACCAGCUAUCCAGUUCCAGGUCACCAUUGUCCUUGCCUACAGUAGUGAUAGUUCGUCACAGGCUUUAAAAUAAGACUGUAUGGUAUACAACUGUGUAAUGUAGUGAGCCUGCAUCACAAAAUAAAUACAUAUAAGUACACAUAAGGAAUGUACAGUUAUACCUUGACUAUAUCCAUAAAUAGCUUGAAGCAGGUAAUACAUUUACUUUUAAAGGCCAUUUACAUCAUGAGCUGUUGAUAUGUGAAUUUGAAAAUGAAAAAUAUUUUUUUUUUAGACUCCAAAUGUUGAGGUCCUAAUGUUGUCUAUUAAAAAAAAAUUGAUUUCUAAAUGAGCAACAGAGUACAUUAGAAAAAGAUUCGAGGGUAGUGCCACAGAAUUGCCAGUUUCCCAUAGUCAUUCUGUAAGUAAUGCUAUAAAAAAUGCUAUUUGGAAUUUUUUUUCCUAUACUGCCUACAAUCCAAGUUAUUAAAGUUUAAAACCAUAGGAGAGCCUUUAUGAAGAUCCUGAAUUGUAUUUCUCAUUAAAGGAAAAGAAAUGGCUUGGUGAGUCAUGUUCCUCGACUUCUGUAGAAGAGAAAGCAGAAGGCCAUCGUCAGUCAUUCUGAAAGUUAAAACUCAGCACUUAAGUGAAUUUAGAUGAGUUUAGGAGAGGAUUUUUACGGGCUUGUGUUCCUCUGAGCAUCCUGACGGCAGUGAGAAUGGGACUUCUGAUCUUCUAAACAAAAAUCAUUAUCAAAUGGAUUUAUUAAAGAGCUGCGCAGAACAAACUGCCAUCAUAUGUGUGUAGCUACGGUUGGCUUCCGUGGGAAUUAUAAAUGGCUCCAGAUGAGGGCACAUUCAAUUGAUUCAGAGUAAAACAACGUGAGGCUUGUAACAAAUAUACAAAAAACUGAAAUCAAUGAGUAACUGUGAUAAGAAGAAUCUGUUUGCGUCCUUCAUGUUACAGUCUGCUUGUAGAAUUUAUGUACUGUUUCUGUUUUAACAUCUGAAAACUAGCAUUUUCAUAGAAAAGACAAAGUACAGGCUGUUGGCAAAAUACCUGUGAACAAAUGAAUGAUUUGUUCCGCAGUAGCUUUCCAUCCGAGAUAAGGUUUUAUCUUGAAGCUAGUGCGUCUAUUUUUAAAGCUCAUUUAAUUUCUUACACACUCAUGAUUUGUGUAUUGACUUAAAAGCUGGUUUUAUCAUCCAUACCAUUAUCAAUCAGACCAAAAAAUCUAUCCAAGCACCCACAGGAUGCACAGAUCUAUCUUUGAAAUGGUGUUGGAGGGCUAAUCUUGUCCUAGGACUAGGAGGACAUUUUUUUCAAGAAGCUAUAAUAUAUUGAAGAAAGAAGUAUCACAAUUUUUCUGGGAGGAAAAAUUGCUAAAUACUGCAGCCAACUUCUCAGAGAAGCCACAGAAUUACUGUUCAAGAUUUUGAGCAUCAACCCCCCGAAGUCUAGAAUUUAUGGGGCCAGUGGUAUACUAAAAUUCCACGACUCUAACGCACGUGUGUCUGGGACUCAGUGAAGACAGUCCUCGGAUUUUUAUGUCUAAGUAAGUUAAGUUUUACAGGUACAAAAUGAAAAAAAUCUAGAGUGGGUUUCAACUAAUCUUAAGUAGCAAUCCUAUGACAAUUAUGACAAGUGCAGUUUCAAACACCAAGGCUUCAAUGUACGACUUCACAAUACAACGAUCUCAAAACGUGUGAUCACAAACUUUGGGCAAGGGCUUCUUUCAUAAAUUCCUCGAGGACGGCCACCACGUUCUUGGCCUCGGGCAUUUCUUCGUGUUCCACUUUAACAAUCUUCAGAAGGAUAUCUCCACUCCCACAGUUCUUCAGGAACGUGUAGCAUUUAAACAAAGCAUAAUGAUUCAUUUCUGCCUGUCGGAUAAAUCUCUUCAAAUUAUUUGUGUCUUGUAUGGCCUAGAAAAAGAUUUCCCAGUUAAAUAUGUGCUUAGUGAGAUAAUAAUGAAGCCUGAAAAAUAUCUCCUAUCCAGCUGAGAACUCAACUUACAUUGCUGAGAUGUUUUUUAUUUUAAAUAUUUCUAUCAUUCUUACUGCUAAUAUGCUUUGCCCAUGGGAGAACAAAAUUUCUUAUGAAAUUACUUUAUAAAAAUACUUUUAAAAAUACUUUUAAAAUCAACUAAAUAAAGUAACAACAUUCCUCCCCAUCAGAAUUCUGAACCCUUAGGCACUGAACUGGGGUGUGUGUGCAUGGGUGUGUGGGUGUGUGUGUGUGUGUGUGCGCACGCAUGCACGUACAGUUCCCAACUAAGAUACAUCACAAAUUAGAAGACUGAUGUGCCUGAGAUACAAGCAAGCGUUCAACCCAAUUAAUUGGAAAUGCAAGGAUAUAAAUGCAGAAGCUCCUGAAAAAUAUAAAGUAAAUGGCUUCUGGAGAUUCUGGUUUUGAGAACGUCCUGUUUAACAGACAUCACAGCCGUAAAGCAGAUCUGUUACUCUCUCACUGGUACUAAUGAAAAUUCAGACAAAAAUUAUAUGUGGCAUUUGGCACAUAGCCAAUUAAUUACCUUUAGUUUAAAGUUCUCCAGUACUUGUCGAAAAAGAAAAGGGUUACCUCCUUCGGUGCCAUUCAAAAAAGCCUGCAUCCAAUCCUCACAAAACCGGUUGCUUCCUAUAAGGUAUUUUAGAAAAAUUAAACAAAUAAAAAUGAAAUCCUACAAAGCAUAAGACAUUUGUUCUAUUUAUUUUAUUUAUUUAUUAACAGGUGUAAAUGACAUAUAUUAGUUUCAAGUGUACAACAUGAUUCAAUAUGUGUGUACGUCGGGAUUUUCUUAAUAAAAACACUUAUAGUGAAUUAUUUAAGACUUCUAUAACAGUCUAAAAAAAUUUACUCAACACCUGGCUAAGAAAUACCAACUGGCGGGGCGCCUGGGUGGCUCAGUCAGUUAAGCAUCCAACUUCAGUGUAGGUCAUGAUCUCGUCAUUCCCAAGUUCAGGCCCCACGUCGGGCUCUGUGCUGACAGCUCAGCGCCUGGAACCUGCUUCAGAUUCUGUGUCUGCCUCUCUCUCUGCCCCUCCCCUACUCACACUCUGUCUCUCU